Messenger RNA from Ceutorhynchus assimilis (cabbage seed weevil), 944 nucleotides. The record is from the annotation of a GenBank genome assembly. Lineage: Eukaryota; Metazoa; Arthropoda; Insecta; Coleoptera; Curculionidae.
CAGCUGUCAGUAAUUGGAUCCGAAUCGCUCCAAAACACCCCCACCACAAAAAAAAAAUUCAAUUCAAAUGACAGAUGAAAUGAACGAUAAAUUUUGCUAAUUAUUUAAUUUUGUUGUUACUAAAACAAUAAAAUAUGGCGGAAAAUAAUAAUAGCAAGAUGGUAAUUAGUGAUACUGAUAUUCCGCAAUCCUCUGGAUAUGAUCUGAAAACAAAAUCCUCGGAUAAGACUGAAAAUGUUCUGAGGACAUAUUUAUUGGAAGAAUACAAGCCUGACGCUUGUCCAGAAAGUCUUCAAAAUUUAUUGACAUGUUUAGAAAAUCAUGCCCAUGAAGUGCCAGGACUUGACACUCUGGCGGGACUAAUUUUUCUAAUUAUGGCGGAGUCUGGCUUUGUACCAAUUGAUUAUAAUGGCCCUGACAAAUCAUAUGAUUUUCACUAUAACAGAAUGAUGACAAUAAGCAAAAAUCCGCGCAUACGUUGGUCAUCAGAUGGGAUCGCCUGCACUUUGAAGUUCAAAUUGUGCGAUUUGGAACAAUUCGAAAUAAAAUUGAUUUUGAUAUCCCAUUCUGAUGAUUUGAUUGUAACCUGUUUUGUUAAAGGAUUAAAAUUGGGCAAUUUGGCAUAUGAGUUAAUUUUGGAUCCACGCACUUACUUUGUGUCAUGGAGAACUUCACUGAUCCGAAACCUCAUGCUUCAAAACUUAGAUGUUCUAUCCUUCAAAAUUAAAGAUGGUAUUGCAUUUCCAAUUAAAUGCGCUAUCCUACAACAAAAUGGUGUUCCAUUACCUUGUCUAGCUAAUUUGCCACUUGAAAUUUUAUGGCUUAUUUCAAGAAAACUAAGUGGUCGAGACUUAUCUAAGUUUUCAAAAGUUAUUAAUAAUUGGUUUAAGUGAAGUGUCCUAUUGUUUUUUUAUUAUAACUUUCGAAUAAAGCUUUUGAAAUAA